AUCCUUCCUCUUUAAUCAUCAUCCAAAUGGCUGCUGCUAAGUCUGGUAUUGCUGUUGGUCUCAACAAGGGCCACAUCGUCACUCGUCGUGAACUCAAGCCCACCGUCUCUUACCGCAAGGGUGCUGCCUCCAAGCGUGUGACUUUUGUCAAGAGCAUUGUUCGUGAAGUCGCUGGUUUCGCUCCCUAUGAGCGCCGUGUUAUGGAAUUGAUCAAGAACUCCAAGGACAAGCGUGCCAAGAAGCUUACCAAGAAGAGACUCGGUACCUUCCUCCGUGCCAAGAAGAAGAUUGACGAGCUCCAAGCUGUCAUUGCUGAAUCUCGCCGCCAUUAAAUUGUCCUCUGACAAUCUGCAAUAAACACAUGUGAACAAGUGGACGGGGUUGUUCAACAACUUUUUAUUUGAA
Radiomyces spectabilis is the source of this 405-nucleotide messenger RNA. RefSeq names its product 50S ribosomal protein L36e. Gene Ontology annotation, molecular function: structural constituent of ribosome. Gene Ontology annotation, biological process: cytoplasmic translation. NCBI's taxonomy places the organism in Eukaryota, Fungi, Mucoromycota, Mucoromycetes, Mucorales, Radiomycetaceae. The transcript has 2 exons. The coding region runs from base 27 to 332 and encodes 101 amino acids. Gene Ontology annotation, cellular component: ribosome; cytosolic large ribosomal subunit. The record is from RefSeq and is a predicted model, not a curated record.